GAAUCUCUUGAGGUCAUCUAGUCCAGGCCCUUUCACAAGGCAGGAUUGUUCCUGAGGAUUAACCAUCCCAGACAAGUAGAUAGUCUAUGACUUCUGCUGUGGGUAUUUGACAAAACAGUUUACAAUAUAGCCCAAAGGCACAGCCCAAGUCUUGAUAGGUAGGUGGGAGGACAGAAAGCAUGGAAGCCAUAUACAAUGUGACAGAAGUGCUUGCAUCCCUUUGCUGUUCAUGUCCAGGCUGUCACACUUUUUGGAGUUUCUGUAGACAUUCUACUACAUUUUUUUUGUGUGAUGUGUGACUGUCGAGAUGCUCCUUCAAGCAGAGCUGGGUCUUAGACAAAUUAUUUUGUUUGCCAGUUGUUGCUGAAGCGUCUGUGUUACUUCAGCCUCUGCUCCAAGCGGCAGAGUUGUGUGGUUUACAUGACGACUCUACAGGCUGAUAUUGCUUUAAUAAGAGCAAGUGUAUUUCAGCUCUGUGCCAGCGUUCACCACAGGAGGGUGCUGCUCUCAUUCCAAAGGUUCAGGCUAGGCAAGGUUCAGUGUGGCUCUUAGCUGGGAGUGUUUGUUACAAAAUGUCUGUGUGCUGCUAUCAAAUACAGCUGAAGAAAAGGACUGUGUCUGUAUCCUGGCUCUCCUGGUUGCUUUGGUGUAGCAUGAUGCUUUCUCCUGCUUGGGGAUAUGUGAUAGUCAACUCUGUCUCCUGGUCUGUUACCAACGAGGUGGAGGAAGAACUGGACAGCUCCUCCAACGAGGAAGCUCUCCCUGCACUCCUGGAAGACACGACUAGCAUCUGGAAGCAGAGCUACCCGGCCUCUGUUUACAAAGAAGAUGGGCAAAUGAGGUCCAGGCCAGUGGCUGGAAGAUCCAAGCAGGUAUCCUCUCCUUCUAGGAUGUUUUCCUACAGGAGAGAGAGUGUCAAAGGGACAGAUGACAGCAUUGCUCCUCUGGAGCAGGCAAUCCGAACUGCCCGUUUCCUGAGCCAUUAUAACAGCUGGGGCUUCUUGGCUACUCAGUCCACGCAGGAAAAGAUUCAAGGGAUGCCAUUUGGGAAUUAUUUACCUGUCAGUGAUGGGCCCAUCAAUAACAGCACUGGAAUCCCUUUCUUUUAUGUGACUCCAAAGGACAACUCUGUGGCAGACCUCAUGAAGAAUCCAGUGGCUUCACUGACCCUGCCAGAGGCAGAAGGAGAUUUCUGCAGAAAAAAUGUAAUUGAACCUGAUGAUCCAAGGUGUGCCAAACUGACCCUUACAGGACAGAUGAUCAUGGUGCCUCCAGAGGAAAUGGAAUUUGCCAAGCAAGCACUGUUUUCCAGACAUCCAGUCAUAAGGAAAUGGCCUCGUAACUAUGAAUGGUUCUUCAUGAAGAUGAGUGUUGAGCAUGUCUGGCUUCAUAACUGGUAUGGAGGUGUUUCUACUAUUGCAGUGGAAGAAUAUUUCAAAGGAGUUCCAAGUAAAGCUUAAUUAAGCUUUGAAAAAGAAUUUUUCAGAGUUUGUUUUCAAAACACUUUAAGCACCAUGUUGUUGAAUGAUCAUUUUGCAGUGACCAUUUUUUGUUUAAGUCUUCAAAAUAAAUCCAUCUUUUUUUAAAUAGAACAGAAUGAAAAUGAACCAAUAUGGACAGUUAAAUUAAAAAUCAGCUGUGGAUAGUAAACCUAAAUUGCAUUCUUGCAAUUUCAUAUAGGAUAUCUGUUUAAAAAUGUUUUGGAUCUGCCUGUUUUGAUUUUUAUUGCCAUGCCCUCACAUGCUGAUUAUGACAUAUACUAAAUAUAGUGUUUUGAUUCACAGAAAAACAAAUUGCCUAUAAAAAAA
Messenger RNA from Gavialis gangeticus (Gharial), 1808 nucleotides. RefSeq names its product cellular repressor of E1A stimulated genes 2 (gene CREG2). Bases 573 to 1460 code for a protein of 295 amino acids. NCBI's taxonomy places the organism in Eukaryota, Metazoa, Chordata, Crocodylia, Gavialidae. The record is from RefSeq and is a predicted model, not a curated record. The transcript is spliced from 4 exons.